Messenger RNA from Chondrus crispus (carragheen), 1338 nucleotides. Its product is annotated as 4-hydroxyphenylpyruvate dioxygenase, 4HPPD. The transcript has 2 exons. Gene Ontology annotation, biological process: L-tyrosine catabolic process. The coding region runs from base 1 to 1149 and encodes 382 amino acids. Gene Ontology annotation, molecular function: 4-hydroxyphenylpyruvate dioxygenase activity. Lineage: Eukaryota; Rhodophyta; Florideophyceae; Gigartinales; Gigartinaceae. The record is from RefSeq and is a predicted model, not a curated record.
AUGACGUCAUAUACGGACCGCGGCGUAAAACCUGAGCGCGGAGAAAUCCUCGCCUUUGACCAUGUCCAUUUCUGGGUCGGAAAUGCUUUCCAGGCGGCCGCAUAUUACAUUUCACGCUUCGGCUUCGAACCUUUUGUUUACCGUGGGCUGGAAACUGGGUCGCGAUCCGUCAUGACGCAGGUUGUCAAGCAGAACGCCAUCAUCUUCGCCUUCUCAUCUGCCAUCGAACCCGGCAGUCAUGAAAUUGCAAACCACGUACUCAAGCACGGCGACGGCGUCAAGGAUGUCGCUUUCCGCGUAGACGAUUGCGCUGCCGUGUAUGAACGCGCCAUCGCAGCAGGGGCUGUUUCCGUAUCGAAGCCGCAGACUCAUGUGACAGAGCAGGGCACGUGCGUCUUGGCGACUGUCGAAGCCCCGUAUGAGGGUACGUGCCAUACUUUCGUCGAGCGAAAGGACUACAACGGCAACUUUUUGCCAGGUUACGCUAAAAUCGAAGAGCCCGAUCCGCAGCUAGACCUAGUUGAGCCUGUCAACUUGAGGUUUAUUGACCACUGCGUUGCCAAUCAGCCAGAAGGCGAGAUGGACAGAGUGGCUCAAUGGUAUGUGGAAAAAUUUGCUUUCCAUAGGUUUUGGAGCGUUGAUGACAAGCAGCUGCACACCAAGUAUAGUUCUUUGAGAAGCGUUGUUGUGGCAGAUUACUUUGAACGCGUCAAAAUGCCGAUAAAUGAGCCCGCCAAUGGACUCAGAAAGUCUCAAAUACAGGAGUUUGUAGAUUACUACGGGGGUCCUGGCAUUCAACAUAUUGCACUCAACACGUCAGAUAUCGUCACAUCGGUCUCUCGCCUUCGUCAACGCGGGGUUGCGUUCAUUCAAGUGCCAGAUACCUAUUACACAGACCUGAAAAAUAGGCUCAGCGACAGUUCUACAAAUGUCACAGAGGGUUUGAACAAGCUCAAAGCAAUGGGUAUUUUAGUUGACUUUGAUGAGUCGGGAUACCUUCUGCAGAUAUUCACAAAACCAACUCAAGAUAGGCCUACUUUCUUCCUAGAAAUCAUCCAAAGGAGGUCGCACGAAGGGUUUGGCGCGGGUAAUUUCAAAAGUUUGUUUGAAGCAAUCGAAAGGGAGCAGGCACUUCGCGGGAAUCUGUAGUACAACUCUUGUUGUAUCACGCGUAAUAGAAACUUUCACACAACAUUUGGACACAUUAGACAGAUGCAUUGUGCAGAUAGUUUGAAGCGUCCUUUUUAGCAAAAUUGGGUUCACACAGAAAGUGUUUAUAGACGCAGGGGCGAAUACUGCGCACUAUCAAGCAGUUGGCCACUUGAAAUAUGCCUCGAA